Messenger RNA from Fusarium oxysporum Fo47, 1572 nucleotides. RefSeq lists its product as uncharacterized. The transcript is spliced from 2 exons. Lineage: Eukaryota; Fungi; Ascomycota; Sordariomycetes; Hypocreales; Nectriaceae. The coding region runs from base 1 to 1572 and encodes 523 amino acids. The record is from RefSeq and is a predicted model, not a curated record.
AUGCCCAGGUUUAUCCCCCUCUUACUUCCUAACCAGCAUCAAGGAGCAAUCCCACGGGAUGCUAUCCACCGCGACAACAUGGGUCAGAGACGAGAGCAAUGCCGCGACCCUGAUACGAACAUCGAUCUUGAUGUUUCCGUUGUGUAUUCGACGGAUGUUCUUGCUGCCAGGACUGGCUCUGUUGAUUCCGCUCAACCUACUUGGCUCAGCGGCAUGAGCGGCAAUUCCUUUUCUCGAGUUUCCCCCAGUCUCCUCGACCCGUUCAACACCCUGUGCGAGAGUCCCGAACGAUUACGACAGCUUCUUAGAUAUCGUAGGGCUCGAGACCUUCGUAAGCCUCGUGCAUUAGCCAAGGCCGCCGGGGAACCGCUGUUUCGAAUCGAUCAACAGACACAUUGUGUUGUGCUCCAAGGCUUAGGUAACGAGGAUGGCCAGGCGCCGUUGUUGACCCACAAGUCAUUGUUCCAUGCUCUAUCUCUUCUCCUCGCAUUAGCAGCCAACGACUACCAGCAAAACUACGAAACGAUGCACCACCGCAGUCAGGUUCUUCAGUCUCUCAAUCGAGACUUAUCCCAUUUUGGCGGUGACUCGACAAUACUCCAUACCAUAACAGCCAUUCUCAUGUUGAUUAGCUAUGAAUACCGAGUCCGCGAUACAAAUCCAGGUUCUGCCUGCGCUGCUACACAUAUCCAUGGCCUCCAAACUAUAAUCUCCCAACGUAACAUUUUGACCAGUCAAUAUAGUGUCUCGCAUGUUACUCGGGUUCAGCGAGCUCUGUUUUGGCAGGACAUAAUCUGCUCCCUUGCAACUGGUGCACCCCGAGUCUUGCAAUUCGACAAUCGCGGGAUGUUUACCCGCUUGCGGGAGGAUGAGACGUACCGUAGCUACUUUGCUUUGCCACAAGGAUUCAUACCUCACACCUAUGGGUGGCCUGCAGCAGUACCUGCUGUGUUCGAGGAUCUCAACGCAUUAUGCUGCGCCGUGGACACAAUGCGCCGAGGGACAAGAGCGCCAAUCACCUUUGUCAAUAAUGACGACAAGGAUAUUUCAGUUACCCCAAUGCCGUUGAUGGAGGACUUGGAUGAUGAGGGGUACCCAUUAUGCAAUAGCCAAGCCAACUUGCAGAUUAGACUUGUGGAUCUUCUUAGUGGAACAAGAAGAGAUGGUUCCCAGAGCGAAGAAUCCCUGAUUUACAGAGCGUGCCUCUUUGCGGCUUAUCUCUGUACAUAUCGACUUUCUGAAGGUGUUUGGGGAGGGUACUUUGCGCCCGAGAAGUGUGUCACCGAGAUACUUGAUUGUAUGACAGACUUCACAAGACAAAUGUCGCCGUGGAAGCUUGCGCCGGACAUCUCAUUCUGGUUGCUGCAUAUGGCUGGUGGCCUAACAAAGAGUCAGCUCCAUAAGGACCAGGCGGCUACGUUGGUGGAACGUUAUCGGUGCUUCUACUCAACUGGUUACGGCCAGGACUGGGAGCUAGUGGAGAUAAGGUUGAAGAAGUUUAUCUGGUGUGAACAUGUCAUGAAGCAAAAGAUGUAUAGGUUCUGGCAAGAAUGCCAGAUUGGUUGCUGCUAA